Helianthus annuus (common sunflower) is the source of this 1476-nucleotide messenger RNA. RefSeq lists its product as uncharacterized. Gene Ontology annotation, biological process: DNA integration. The transcript is spliced from 3 exons. The record is from RefSeq and is a predicted model, not a curated record. Gene Ontology annotation, molecular function: nucleic acid binding; RNA-DNA hybrid ribonuclease activity. The coding region runs from base 1 to 1476 and encodes 491 amino acids. NCBI's taxonomy places the organism in Eukaryota, Viridiplantae, Streptophyta, Magnoliopsida, Asterales, Asteraceae.
AUGGAGAAACUGGUACUGGCACUACUACAUGCCUUCAGAAGGUUGCGCCGAUACUUCACAGGCCAUGUCAUCACUGUACUCACCAACUUCCACAUUGGGACGAUAUUGCAGAAACCAGAGACAUCUGGGCGAUUAGCAAAGUGGGCGAUCGAGCUGGGGAGCCACAACAUUUUGUACAGGCCGCGCCCAGCCAUUAAAGGUCAAGUCCUCGCAGACUUUAUCACAGAAGUCCCAGCAGAAAAAAUCAAAGACUGCGAGAUUGUCGAAUCUCCCAUGAAAGAUACAGCCGAUGAGUUAUGGUUGUUAUACACAGAUGGGGCCUCAAACGAGGACGGCGCAGGAGCCGGAUUGCGCCUUGUGAGCCCUGAAAAACAUGAAUUUACGUACGCCAUCAGGUUGGAUUUUAAGAAUACCAACAACGAAGCAGAGUACGAGGCAUUUCUGGCAGGCUUACGCCUCGCCAUAAAAAUGGGAGCUAAAAAUCUGCAAGCGCACGUUGAUUCACUUUUGAUCGCCAGUCAAGUCAACGGAAUCUAUGAUGCAAAAGGCGACGUUAUGGCUUUAUAUUUGGAUCAGGCAAAAGAGCUGCUUCAGAAAUUCAAGUCAUACAAGGAGGUAAGGAUUGAAGUACUCAAAAACCCAUCAGUCCUGCUGCGCCAGGUAAAUGUGAUCGGAAUAGGGCAGCCAUCCUGGAUGACCCCUAUAAUCCAGUAUCUGCAGGAAGGGAUACUCCCGGAGAACAAAGCAGAGGCAAGAAAGAUUCAAAACAAGGCCCUGCAUUAUGAGAUGAAUGGUGGUAUCCUAUACCGAAAGUCCUUCUUGGGGCCCUUAUUGCGCUGCGUGGACCCCCAAGACGCGAAUUACUUGAUCAGAGAGAUCCAUGAAGGGAUCUGUGGCAUCCAUGCAGGACCACGCAUGGUUGUCGUGAAGAUUAUGAAUGCUGGAUAUUAUUGGCCAGGGAUACAUGUCGACGCCCUGAAAGAGCUGCGCAAAUGCGAAUCUUGUCAGCGGCAUUCUCCAAAGACCCUGCGCCCAAAAAAUGAUCUUAUCCCAGUAUCCACUGCUUGGUCUUUUCAACAGUGGGGGAUUGAUAUGGUGGGACCUUUCCCAGACGCUCCGGGAGCCGUGAAAUUUAUAAUCGUGGCUAUUGACUAUUUCACCAAGUGGGUGGAGGCCAAAGCCCUCGCUUCAACCACCGCAAUGAUGGUGUGCAAGUUUAUCUGGGAGCACAUCAUCUGCAGAUUUGGUCUUCCACUCAGAAUCGUCACAGACAACGGUACCAAUUUUGCUUAUGAGGAUCUCCAAAAUUGGAUGAAGGAAAUGAAUAUCGAGCAUACCUUCUCAUCCGUUGCGCAUCCUCAAGGCAACGGUCAAGUGGAAAGCGUCAACAAAAGUAACGUCGAGGGGAUAAAAGCCCGACUGGGCACAAAGAGAAGGGGCUGGAUCGAUGAAGGUAUAUUGUAUAUGAUUGAGUAA